CUAUGCCUUGUUGCUGCAGGAAAUGUUAAUUUCCCUUUGAGCUGUCAGAGGUGGAGGAAAAGAUGGUCUCGCCAAAAACUCUGAAAGGCUCGAAUGUGUCUAAAAUCCGCCAAAUUUACCUUAACCAACCUCAUAAGAACAGUUUCUGCAAAAAUCACAUCAGCACAACCAAGUACAACAUGUGGCCAUUUCUCCCUCGAUUUUUGUAUCUGCAGUUUCGCAAAGCUGCCAAUGCCUUCUUCCUGUUCAUUUCUAUAUUGCAGCAAAUUCCAGAUGUGUCUCCAACAGGAAAAUAUACAACUCUGGUUCCUUUGAUGAUUAUUCUUACAAUAUCAGCCAUCAAAGAAAUUAUAGAAGAUUAUAAACGACAUAUGGCAGACAAAUUAGUUAACACAAAGAGAACAAUAGUGUUAAGACAUCAGACAUGGAAAAUGAUUAUGUGGCGAGAGGUAAUUGUGGGUGACAUUGUGAAGACCACAAAUGGGCAUUUCCUUCCUGCAGACAUGGUCCUGAUUUCUUCCAGUGAACCCCACUCAACAUGCUAUGUUGAAACAUCUAAUUUAGAUGGAGAGACAAACCUAAAAAUCCGGCAGGCUUUGUUAGAAACAGCUGAAAUGAAAACAGAAAAGCAAUUGUCAAACCUGUAUGGAAAAAUAAUAUGUGAAGGUCCUAAUCGUCACUUUAAUAGCUUCAUUGGAACCUUGUACCUAAGUGGUAAAAGCCCUAUUCCAAUUGGACCUGACCAGAUUUUGCUAAGAGGUACUCGGCUUAAAAAUACUGAGUGGAUCCUUGGUUUAGUUGUUUACUCUGGGUUCGAAACCAAACUGAUGCAGAAUUCAGUUCAAUCUCCUCUCAAGAGAUCAGAAGUUGAGAAAGUGACCAAUGAGCAGAUCCUGGUGUUGUUCCGGCUACUUGUGCUCAUGUCCUUGGUAAGCACUGCAGGAGCCAUACUCUGGAAUAAAAAGCAUGGAGAAGGCAGUUGGUACAUCCAGAUGAAGGAUUCCAAGCCCCAUAGCUUUUUGUUUGACAUAUUGGUGUUCAUCAUCUUAUACCACAAUCUCAUCCCCAUUAGUCUGCUGGUCACUUUAGAAAUGGUGAAAUACACUCAGGCCCUAUUUAUAAACUGGGAUGAAGAUAUGCAUUAUAAAAAAAAUAAUGUCUAUGCAAUGGCCAGAACAUCCAAUCUUAAUGAAGAGCUUGGACAGGUAAAAUACUUAUUUUCUGAUAAAACAGGAACCCUCACUUGCAAUAUUAUGACAUUUAAGAUGUGUACCAUCGCAGGUAUAAUUUAUGGAAGUCAGCCUAGCACAGGUGAUGUUGGUACAGAAGACUUAAGGGCAUCUUCUGUCAUAGAUUCUUGUGAUUUUAAUGACCCAACAUUAUUGGAGAACUUAGAGAAUGGCCAUCCUACAGAUGAAUACAUAAAAGAAUUUCUUACCCUGCUAUGUGUGUGUCACACUGUUAUUCCAGAGAGAAAUGGAAAUAAUAUAAUCUACCAGGCUUCCUCCCCAGAUGAAGCAGCUUUAGUGAAGGGAGCAAAGAAACUUGGCUUUGUUUUCACUACCAGAACACCAUAUUCUGUCAAUAUAAAAGCUAUGGGAAAAAUUUUUACCUUUGAAAUUCUUAAUAUCCUGGAAUUUUCAAGUAAUAGGAAAAGGAUGUCUGUAAUUGUCCGAACUCCUACAGGAAAGCUCCGCCUGUACUGCAAAGGGGCUGAUACAGUUAUUUAUGAAAGACUUUCAAAAGAUUCUGUCUUUGUACAGGAGACACUAGCACACCUGGAAUAUUUUGCCAGAGAAGGUCUAAGAACUCUCUGUAUUGCCUAUACAGAUUUAACUGUGAUAGAAUAUCAGCAGUGGUUGGUGGAGUAUAAAAAGGCUAGUACAGUUGUAGAAGGCAGAAUUCAAAGGUUGGAAAAAUGUUAUGAUAUUAUUGAAAAGGAAUUUUUGUUGCUUGGAGGCACUGCCAUUGAAGAUCACCUUCAAGCACGAGUUCCAGAAACAAUAACAGCUUUACUGAAAGCAAACAUAAGAAUAUGGGUCUUAACAGGAGAUAAAAAAGAAACUGCAAUUAAUAUAGCAUAUUCCUGCAAACUGAUAUCAGGUCAAAUGCCUCGUAUUCAACUGAAUACAAAUUCACUUGAGGCAACACAACAAGCAAUUAAUCAGAACUGUAAAGAUCUUGGAAGCUUGUUAAAUAAAGAAAAUGGCCUUGCUCUAAUCAUUGAUGGUGAAACAUUGAAGUAUGCCCUCCAUUUUGAAAUUAUAGAGCAAUUCCUCAAUUUGGCCCUCUCAUGCAGAACAGUAUUAUGUUGUAGGUUAUCUCCCCUCCAAAAGGCUGAAAUAGUGUACAUGGUUAAAAGAAACGUAAGGGCCAUCACUCUUGCUGUUGGGGAUGGUGCCAAUGAUGUUGGAAUGAUCCAGACAGCCCAUGUAGGUGUGGGAAUUAGUGGGAAUGAGGGCAUGCAGGCGAGCAACAACUCAGAUUACUCCAUUGCACAGUUUAGCUACUUGGAGAAGCUUCUAUUGGUUCACGGGGUUUGGAAUUAUUUUCGAGUGACCAAAUGUAUAUUAUAUUGUUUCUACAAGAACAUCGUUCUAUUUAUUAUUGAGCUUUGGUUUGCCUUUGUUAGUGCAUUUUCUGGGCAGAUUAUAUUUGAACGUUGGUGCAUCAGCUUAUACAAUGUGAUUUUCACUUCAUUACCACCUUUUACUCUGGGCAUCUUUGAUAAGUGCUGCAGUCAAGAGAGCCUGUUUAAGUAUCCACAACUCUACACAAUUUCUCAAGGAGCGAAAAUUUUUAGCGCAAAGGUGUUUUGCGUUGAAUGCAUACAUGCUUUGCUUCACUCCUUAAUUCUCUUCUGGUUGCCCACAAAGAUGCUGGAGCAUGAUAUGGUAUUACUAGAUGGUCACACAACAGACUAUUUGUUUCUUGGAAAUUUCAUUUAUACAUUAACAAAUACAUGCAUACCUUGGAGAUAUUACAUGUUCAGUUUCAUGGUACUGCAACAGAGCAAGUCACAAAAUCUUUUUGGCUUCCUAGGGCAGCUGUUCGUGGCUCCUGCCUCCAACUCCCUUUCUCCCAUGGCUGAUUGUUUUGAAACCAACAAAAAGCUGACACACAACCGCUUUUAUUCUGCAAUUUUAGCACCCAGCUGA
This is a messenger RNA of Talpa occidentalis (Iberian mole), 3158 nucleotides long. RefSeq names its product phospholipid-transporting ATPase IB-like. Gene Ontology annotation, cellular component: plasma membrane. The record is from RefSeq and is a predicted model, not a curated record. The coding region runs from base 63 to 3158 and encodes 1031 amino acids. NCBI's taxonomy places the organism in Eukaryota, Metazoa, Chordata, Mammalia, Eulipotyphla, Talpidae. Gene Ontology annotation, molecular function: ATP binding; magnesium ion binding; ATPase-coupled intramembrane lipid carrier activity. Gene Ontology annotation, biological process: neuron development; phospholipid translocation. The transcript is spliced from 32 exons.